This is a messenger RNA of Phasianus colchicus (ring-necked pheasant), 2643 nucleotides long. The record is from RefSeq and is a predicted model, not a curated record. NCBI's taxonomy places the organism in Eukaryota, Metazoa, Chordata, Aves, Galliformes, Phasianidae.
GCGGCGGCGGCGGGGUCACGGCGGCGGCCGGGUCAGAGGGUAAAGGUUGCUCCCCCAGCAUCCUCCGUGCUGGAUACUCAGCCAUCUUGGAUCCGCGGGACAAGAAAAUUCAUGCGGUGACAAACAGCAUGUUUGGUGCUUCAAGGAAGAAGUUUGUAGAGGGGGUUGAUGGUGACUACCAUGAUGAAAACAUGUACUACAGCCAAUCAUCGAUGUUCCCACAUCGGUCAGAAAAAGAUGCAGUGUUGCAGAAGUGGAUCUUAGGAUGGGACUUCAAGAGAAGGAAGAUGCUGGCAUCACCAUCAACAUCAGGUCAGCUGUCUCAGUUUGGGGCAAGUUUAUACGGGCAACAAAGUGCACUAGGCCUUCCAAUGAGGGGAAUGAGCAACAAUACCCCUCAGUUAAAUCGCAGCUUAUCACAAGGCACUCAGUUACCGAGCCACGUAACGCCAACAACAGGGGUACCAACAAUGUCACUUCACACGCCUCCAUCUCCGAGCAGGGGGAUAUUGCCUAUGAAUCCUAGGAAUAUGAUGAACCACUCCCAGGUUGGUCAGGGCAUUGGAAUUCCCAGCAGGACAAACAGCAUGAGCAGUUCAGGGUUAGGCAGCCCCAACAGAAGCUCUCCAAGCAUAAUAUGUAUGCCAAAGCAGCAACCCUCUCGACAACCUUUUACUGUGAACAGUAUGUCUGGAUUUGGGAUGAACAGGAAUCAGGCAUUUGGAAUGAAUAACUCCUUAUCAAGUAACAUUUUUAAUGGAACAGAUGGAAGUGAAAAUGUGACAGGACUGGACCUCUCAGAUUUUCCAGCACUAGCAGACAGAAACAGAAGGGAAGGAAGUGGCAAUCCAACUCCAUUAAUAAACCCUUUAGCUGGAAGGGCUCCCUAUGUUGGGAUGGUAACAAAACCAGCAAGUGAGCAGUCCCAGGACUUUUCAAUACACAAUGAAGAUUUUCCAGCAUUACCAGGCUCCAGCUACAAAGACCCAACAUCAAGUAAUGAUGAUAAUAAAUCUAAUUUGAAUACAUCAGGCAAAACAUCAUCCAGCACAGAUGGGCCCAAGUUUCCUGGAGAUAAAAGUUCAACUACGCAAAACAACAACCAGCAGAAAAAAGGGAUCCAGGUGUUACCUGAUGGUCGGGUUACCAACAUUCCUCAAGGGAUGGUGACGGACCAGUUUGGAAUGAUUGGCUUGUUAACAUUCAUCAGGGCAGCAGAGACAGAUCCAGGAAUGGUACAUCUUGCAUUAGGAAGUGAUUUAACAACACUAGGUCUCAAUCUCAACUCUCCUGAAAAUCUUUAUCCCAAAUUUGCAUCACCUUGGGCAUCAUCACCUUGUCGACCUCAAGACAUAGACUUCCAUGUUCCAUCUGAAUACUUAACUAACAUUCACAUUAGGGAUAAGCUGGCUGCAAUAAAACUCGGCCGAUAUGGAGAAGAUCUCCUGUUUUAUCUCUAUUACAUGAAUGGAGGAGAUGUAUUACAGCUAUUAGCGGCAGUAGAGCUAUUUAACCGGGAUUGGAGAUACCACAAAGAAGAACGAGUAUGGAUCACCAGAGCACCCGGAAUGGAGCCAACAAUGAAAACCAAUACAUACGAGAGGGGAACAUAUUACUUCUUUGACUGUCUUAACUGGAGGAAAGUAGCUAAGUUCAUUAUCUCAGUUUCUGAUGUGCCUGAGAACAGAGAUUGCCUAAAAAAACCUGGUUUGUCUGUGGCAAAGGAGGAGCAGUUUCUCCAUUUCCUGUUUUCUUUGGGAACUAAAAGGAGCUUCCUGCUUGCAUCACAAGUUUUAUUAAUAUUGAAAGCUUUUCUUUCAAGUACAAUGUUCUAGAAUAAAAAUAACUAUUUGUCAUUUUAAAAAUUCUGCAUGCAAAUAUUAUUAUUUUCCUUUAGAAAGUCGAGUAGGGAGUUACCACAUCAAUCUUUAGAUUUAGAACAGGUGGUUAGGGUGGGAGGAGUUGGCUUGGGUUGGUUUCUUUUUGUUGUUGUUGUUUUCUAAUUAUUGUCUUAUUGAGCAUAAUGUAGGAGUUCAGUGCUCUGUUGUUUGAAUGUUUGAGUACUUCAAAAUAGAUUGCUUCUCUUAGGGAGGAGAUAUUUUCAUGAUUGUUUUCUGUAUUCUAGGCCAAGAGGCAUUAAAAAAAAAAAACACAAAAAGAACAACGGUCUUCUCCCUUUCCACUUGUGAUAAUUUGUUCCCUUCUGUUUUGAAUACUGUCAAUACUGGUCAUCCUUUAUUUGCAAUUUGUGGAAUUGUUCUUCUUUUUCUCCACCCUCUUUUCAAAGUAUUUUCAAAAUACUUUUCAAUAUUUUAGUGUCUUUCAGCUUUAAAACCAUUUUGUACAGUGUAUUUUCCUUGAUUAUGAUUAUGAUUUCUUCACCCCAUGAAAGCAAAUGCUUUCUAAUGCAAAGUGCAAAAACAUUUGAAUGAUCAUCAGUGUUGUCAUUCACUAACCUGAAAAAAGGGAUAUGUUCAUCUGACAGUAGCCUGCCGUGUAAAGGAAUGCAUUCAGCUCUAGUUUGAGCUGGAAAAGAUAUGUGUGCAGUAUGCAUGCAACCAUCACACCUAGCCAGAGUCUGAGUUGAAUAAUUUUCAAAAAAAAUCACAGUCCCCAUUUAAUUUUACUUCAUAGAAUCAUAGA